CCUCAACCCAACUCAAUUCUUCUUUCUUCCUCCUUCCUGUUCCUUUUUCUUUGCUUUGAUCUUUUGGGUCUUCAAUCUUCAAUCUUGAUUCUUGAAUUGGAGCAAUGGGCAUGGCCACAGAGUCACAGUUUCAUGUCUUGGCUGUUGAUGAUAGCCUCAUAGACAGAAAACUCAUUGAGAGGCUCCUCAAGACCUCAUCAUAUCAAGUUACUACGGUUGAUUCUGGUAACAAGGCUUUAAAAUUUCUGGGCUUGCAAGAAGAUGACCAGACCAACCCAAAUCAUCAACCUUCUUUUUCUCCAAACAAUAAUCAGGAAGUGGAAGUGAAUCUGAUUAUUACAGACUAUUGUAUGCCUGGAAUGACAGGCUAUGAUUUACUCAAGAAAAUUAAGGAAUCUUCAUCUCUGAAAAAUAUACCAGUGGUGAUUAUGUCAUCUGAGAAUGUUCCUGCAAGAAUAAACAGAUGCUUAGAAGAAGGAGCUGAAGAGUUUUUUCUCAAACCAGUGAGAUUAGCAGAUGUUAGCAAGCUUAAAACCCAUAUGUUGAAAACCAAAUUUAAAAAUCAUCAAAAGCAAGAAAGUCAAGAAUCAUCAGAAACAGAAGAAGAGGAUCAACAAGAAGAUAUACAACAACAACAACAACAACAAUCAUCCAACAAUAACAAGCGGAAAGCUAUGGAAGAAGGGCUUUCAACAGAUAGAACAAGACCCAGAUACAGUGGCCUCACUGUGGUCUAAUAAAUUUUGGCAAUUUUUUUCCCCCCCACUUAGUUUGACAAUCAAAUUCUCAUAAUUUUUUUUUUUCUUUUUCACUUUUGUGUUUGCUGGUUUUAGAAAUAGUGUUGGUUAAUAUAUACAAGAUGAAGAGGAAUGUAGAGAGAGAACAAGAGAGAUUCAUCAUAUGAGAGAUCUGUACACAAUUUACUUGAAAAUAUUUCAGUCCAAUUUUGUUUUUGCUGAUAUUAAAAGAAAAUAUUUUUAAAAAAUGAACGUAUUUAGCCAAACCUUAACGAAGUUGCAACCGUAUUUAGCCAAACAUUAACAAAGUCGUGCAUCAUUAAUAAGUUGUGACCAAAGUUGUAACCGUAUUUAGCCGAACAUUAACAAAGUUGUGCAUCAUUAAUAAGUUGUGACCGUA
Messenger RNA from Camellia sinensis, 1137 nucleotides. RefSeq names its product two-component response regulator ARR9. NCBI's taxonomy places the organism in Eukaryota, Viridiplantae, Streptophyta, Magnoliopsida, Ericales, Theaceae. Gene Ontology annotation, biological process: phosphorelay signal transduction system; cytokinin-activated signaling pathway. The record is from RefSeq and is a predicted model, not a curated record.